UGCGGCUUCGUGGGACUUUAUUCUGUGCACAGUGUACGUAGACGAGCGUCGCGCAGACGCAGAACGAGCGUGGUUCUGUUCGUCGGAUCAACUCGGACCUGUCCACUUUCGAAAUGGUGUUGUUGUGCAGGUUGCGCGUCACUGAGUUCAAGAGAUUUUGCGCGCCUCUUCGUACAGGCCGGGCGGACGGGUACAAAUGGCGGCAUCUGGUCGAGACAUUUCGUACUAAAUGUCCUGUUGAAAGAUAUAACCACAGAUGAGCGUAGCCGCGUAUACGGGAUUCAUUUCGGUUUUUACAUUCGUGAUAAAGUAUGCACAAGCCGGAUUACGAUGGUGCCGGUAUCCGUGCUUUGUCGUCAACGCGAAGUCUGUGAUUCCUAUUUUUUACGUCAAUUUAUUACCAAGGAUACACCAAAUGACCAGAGAACAUGUGACUAAACUUACUACCAUAUCCAAGACCUAAAAUAAUGUAAAUAUGGCAGAAGGUGGAACGGAACCAAAGUCCAAUGACAAUCAACUAUCUAAACUUCAGUUAGAAGUAAACGAGUGUCUUGGUAAUUGGCUAGUGUACUUACAGACGCUCAAUGGCCUAUGUACAGCCGGUACAAAGUUGGCUCAAUCGCUACAGAAUCUCUUGUCUGCUCACAAUACAUUGGCUCAAUGUAAACUACCGGGACAAUGCCUGGUUGGUUGGGAAGAACUCACAAGAGCCACUUAUAUAGCGAGCAACACAGUGAAGAAUCAUAUUAUUUCUGCCUUGAGGGAUCACGAAACUCGAGAGAACAAAGGAGAUAAACAUGACAUACUUAGAGAUAACUUAUUAACUUUCAUAAAUCUGCAAUAUCAGUUCUGCGUUGCUUGCUGCGAAUGCGUAGGUGGAAUGGUAGAAUGUUCUUGUUCGCAAAGCGGCACCACGGAAUGCGAUGUUGCGUCUCUUCAACAGUGUUUCGAAAGAUUAUAUAGUUCACCGCCGCCGGUGUCUUCGUCGUCGACGCAACAAUUGACGCAAAACUCUCAUAGAUCACCGUUACCAUAUCCUUUAUUUCCUCUGCAGGUUCAGAGGAGGUGGUCUGAAACAGCAGCUGCGGAAAUGUCUGGUGAAGCAUCGGAGAAUACGAUGCGAAGGUGGUCCAUGCCAUGGGAUUGUCGAAAUAUUACGGAUUGGCCUCGACAAGAUGUCAGGUUACGAUUAAGGAUUCCUCACCAAGACAGGAGUAGAUCCACUACGCCUGAUACGAUAUGGAAAACGUCUGCCAUGACUAGUCAGGAUGGCCUGCAGGAGGCAAUUCAAUUGUUAUCUUGCAAACCAGGAGUUAGACCAUUAAAUCAACUAACAGCUUACGCCAGUCAGCAUAUUCCGGGUGUUACUUUAACAACGUGCAAUUUCGAGUCAAGUUACGACUCAUCGAUUUGGCCAGGAUCUCGUAAAGUGGGUUCCUCGAGGUGCUGGCCAUACGAUUCCCACUCGAGCGACCACUCCGACCAGUCGGGUCGUCGCGAAAGUGACCAAAGUCCGCACAGUGGAGAGCACAGAGAUUCAGAACAAAGCGGAGCCAAUGGUAGUUACGCGGACAGCAAAGAUAGUAUUCUUUCGCAUAGCGACCAUAGAGAAGUCGAACUCGGUACCGUAGAUAUAUUACCGUCUCGCAAAAGCAGUUCUUCGACAGAUUCUUGCAUAUCAGCUCAUAGUCGUUCAGGUUCCGAGAGCGCUGGUGGUGGGGUAAUGCAUGGAAUCCGCGAGAUCUCAGUUGUACUCGAUGUGGAGCGGCAGUGAUUUGCCUUUCAUUAAAUUACCAGAAAGUAACGAAGCGCAGGACGAACACCCGCCUGUAUAAAUAUACGGUAUUUGGAGGCAAAUUUUAGGCUUUCUUUUGAACGCUAUCGUCUUUUAUCAGCGGGAACGAUUAAAAUCGUUUGGAAUUAUCAUAUUUAUAAGCGUGUUACAGUGACGCGCGAUAUUAGCGCGUAUAUGAAUUAAUGUAUACGAUCGUUGAGAAGACGCGUAAAACGCGUCAUCUAACGAUCAAUAUAACAAAGUAGAGUUGAAUGUGAAGUGUUUAUAUAUCGUGCGAUAUAUCGGUACAUAAUCAUUCGAAAGAUGGAACGUACCAAAAGUGGAGUUAUUUAUGAAACCUAAGUAUAAUGAUUUUUAAACAAAAUUAUUGAAGUUAGUUUAGACGUAAACGAUUAGUUGAUAUCGAUCCCGUUUCCCCUCUCUAGUCUGUUAAUAAUUUUCAGGGGAGAGUCGCUCAUCGUUACUUCCGUAAUGGGAUUUUGAUCUCGAGUAUCUCUUUGUAAAGCUUUAAUGGAAUCUGCAAUUUUAAGUAUUCGUAUAUAUUACAAUUUUUAUUUAUAUUUAUCCACGUGAAUUGGAAAUUCGUAACACGUCAAAUUUCCUAUUCGACCCUUCGUAUUGUCUCAAUGUUGUGCAUUGGCAUUAUCAAGUGUAAUAUUAAACGAUAUCAAUAUAAAUUGCAUUCCCUCCGA
Hylaeus volcanicus is the source of this 2487-nucleotide messenger RNA. RefSeq lists its product as uncharacterized. The coding region runs from base 476 to 1774 and encodes 432 amino acids. The transcript is spliced from 11 exons. The record is from RefSeq and is a predicted model, not a curated record. Lineage: Eukaryota; Metazoa; Arthropoda; Insecta; Hymenoptera; Colletidae.